Messenger RNA from Cryptosporidium muris RN66, 2238 nucleotides. RefSeq lists its product as uncharacterized. Gene Ontology annotation, molecular function: protein binding; transcription corepressor activity. Gene Ontology annotation, cellular component: histone deacetylase complex. Bases 1 to 2238 code for a protein of 745 amino acids. Gene Ontology annotation, biological process: regulation of transcription by RNA polymerase II. Lineage: Eukaryota; Apicomplexa; Conoidasida; Eucoccidiorida; Cryptosporidiidae. The transcript has a single exon. The record is from RefSeq and is a predicted model, not a curated record.
AUGAAGAUCCACUUGUCCUCUGAUGAGAUAAAUCUCCUUGUGUAUAGAUAUUUGAUUGAAAAUGGUUUUGUACAUACUGGAUUUUGUUUUAAUACAGAAGCUAAUAUACCAAAAAAUCCCUUAUUGUCAUCCCAAAUUGAUAAAAUACCACCAAAUGCUCUGAUUGCACUUCUUCAGAAGGCUUUACUUUAUAUAUAUUUGGAAUAUCAUACAGCUGAUGAAUCAGGUGAAGAGAUUCGAUGUGAAGAACCUUUCUCACUUUUUAAGAAACACGAGUGUUGGUGUAGACCUUUAGAACAAGAGAGUGAUAUAAUUAGUGCAUCACCAUCAGCUGCAGAUUAUAAAGAUAUUGAACUUCUUUCUAUUAAUGAAGAUAUAGAUUCACCACUAAAUAACAAGAACUCGCCACAAGCACCCCCUAAUAAGAAGGGUAGAAGAAAUACCAAAAUUUCAGAAAUAAAUACAAGAAGUGAGAAGAAUUUGUCAGAAAUAGAUCAAUCACAUAAUGAGGUAUCAAGAACAGAAGAUUUAAAUUUUGAUAUUGAUAAUGGAGAUACUUCUCAUACAAAUAAUGAACAAGAUAAUGGUAAUAGUAUGAAAGGAACUUGUGAAGAUUCUAUUCAUAGGGACACUAAUACAGAUACUUAUAAUAUGGAAUAUUUUAGUGAUAGGAUAUCAAAUACUUUAGAUGAGAGUGAAGAUUUUAAUAAUGAAUGUAUAGAUUCUUUUAAAAUUCAAAAAUAUGUAAAAAGUGGACAAUAUUUGGAACCAAAUAUAGUUUCUACAAUUGAUAUAGAUAAGUCAAAUGGUGAGCUAAAAACUCAAAAUGAGGCUAAUACACAUUUACCUAUUAAUAAAGAUAAUUUGGAUAUUAUUAAGAGUGAUACUUGUAAUAAAGAAAUAGUUUUAAUUAAUGUUAAUACAGAAUUACCACUUAAUAACAAUAUAUGUAUCAAAUAUAAAGAUGACAUUAAUUAUAAAGUGAAGGAUGAUAAUUCCAACAAUAUGAUAGGUGUAAUUUUAAGCAAUAACACUUCUUUAGUAGAAAAGUCAUCUAAUAUUUGCCCCCUAUCAGAUGUACCUCAUUGUAAAUUGACUAGGGGUAAUAACAAAAAUAUAAUAAGGGAGGUACAAUUUAGCAAAGAUCCUAAUGAUUCUGAUAAAUUAGUUAUUACAUGGGAAGAAAGAUGUCCGGAAUUAUGGGAUCUUUCAAAUAUAGAUAAUUAUAUUACAACUAAAUCUAUGGAUAACUCUGCAAUAUUAUUAUCUGUAUAUAAAAAUUGUGAUGAUAUAGCAGGAACUGUAGUAUCAAUGCACUAUGAAUAUUUUGCAAUUGGUUAUGAGAAUGGUGGUGUUGCUAUAUUUUCAUAUCUUGGUAAACACUUGUUUGAUAUACUUCCAAACAAUGAACAAUCACCAAUUAUAUCUCUCCAGCUAAGUAUAUCUGGAACAUUUUUAGCUAUUGGGGAUGCAACUGGAUUAAUUCGAAUAGCUGAAAUUAAAAAAAAUCAUUUAGAAAAUACUAUUAAUACACAAAUUAUAUUUCAAUAUCGUCACAAAUCAGCUGUAUUUGGAUUAUGUUGGUGUUAUGAUGAUAGAUAUUUACUAUCAGGAUGCCUAAACAAAGAUAUAACGCUCUGCAACUUAAAUUCAAAAACUGUAAAGGUAUAUUCUCAAAAAGGACAAAUAUUAUCAUUAAAACAAACAUGUGGUAAUCAAAUACUUUGUAUAAUGGAUGGUAUAUCUGAUGUUCCUAUAUUUGAAAUAGUUAAUUCAGAAGAUCAACCAAAUUUACAAUGUCUAUUUACACUUGAACUAACACAUUCUAAUAUUGGAACUGAUCAUAUUAUACCUUCUUUAAUUGUAUUUGCUGAAUGUUGCACUAUAGAUAACCAAAAUAUAUAUAUUGUAGCUACAUUAUCAACAAUUUAUUCAUUUGAUUCAUGUGGUAGAAUCUUAUACUCACAAGUGAUUGUUGAACAAAAUGAAAAUAUUACAAUCGUAUCCAUUAUUAUAUCUAAAGAUAGAUACCUUAUUUAUACAGGAACAAAUGAUGGCUGUAUUAUAUGUUUAACAUUACCAGAUUUAAAAAUUAAAACUAAAAUGAUUGAAAAUACUGAAUGUGAAAAUACACAAGCAGGAGUUGGUACAAUACGUACUAAUCUAACUGGAACUCUACUUUUUCAUGGUACUUUUCAAGGACCUGUUACUUAUUUUUUAAAUAAUUUAAUUAAAUAA